Messenger RNA from Nymphaea colorata (pocket water lily), 1637 nucleotides. RefSeq names its product ATP-dependent helicase hrq1-like. The coding region runs from base 7 to 1335 and encodes 442 amino acids. The record is from RefSeq and is a predicted model, not a curated record. The transcript is spliced from 11 exons. Lineage: Eukaryota; Viridiplantae; Streptophyta; Magnoliopsida; Nymphaeales; Nymphaeaceae.
AUAGAGAUGGAUUUCUUUGGUGGGAAGCUUUUGGGGGUUACUGCAACGAAUGCACUUGAACUAGGGAUUGACGUUGGCCAUAUUGAUGCUACGCUACAUCUAGGAUUUCCUGGUAGUGUUGCUAGCUUGUGGCAGCAAGCUGGGCGGUCUGGAAGAAGGGAAAAUGCAUCAUUGUCUAUAUACAUUGCAUUUGAAGGACCUCUGGAUCAGUAUUUCAUGAAAUUUCCGCAGAAACUUUUUGGAAGGUCUAUUGAGAAUUGUCAAAUUGAUGUUCACAACAAGCAGAUUUUAGAGCAACAUAUUACUUGUGCUGCUUUUGAGCAUCCAUUGUCUUUGCAACUUGAUGCCAAAUACUUUGGUUCCAGGCUAGAGGAUACAAUAACAACCCUCAGGACUAAAGGGAACUUAGGUCAUGAAUCAUGCAUUACCUCUGUCAGAACAUGGGUUUAUGUAGGGCGUGAGAAAAUCCCUUCACAUCCAAUUGGCAUCCAUUCAACAGAAAAUGAUAAGUAUCAAGUAAUCGACGAGACUACAAGUGCUGUGAUCGAGGAGAUUGAAGAAAGCAAAGCCUUCUUUCAGGUUUAUGAAGGUGCUGUCUAUAUGCAACAAGGGAAAUCUUACCUGGUUAGAGUGAUAGAUUUAUCUGCAAAGAUUGCUAUGUGUAGAAAAGUGGAUUUGAAGUACUACACAAAAACACGUGAUUAUACUGAUAUUCAUGUUUUUGGUGGUGAAUAUGCAUAUCCUGCUAAGAUGACUGGAAUGAACUAUCAGAGAACAACAGCUCGGGUGACUGCAUGUAAAGUAACAACCAAAUGGUUUGGCUUCUAUAAAAUUUGGAGAAGAACUAACAAGAUCUUUGACAAAGUUGAUCUAUUUCUACCAGAAUAUUCUUAUGAAUCUCAGGCUGUUUGGAUUCGUGUUCCUGAACCAACCAAAAUAAAGGUGGAAGCUCAGAAUCUUCCAUUACGCACAGGGCUUCAUGCUGCUUCUCAUGCAAUACUUAAUUUGGUACCUUUGUGUAUAAUGUCAAAUUCUUCAGACUUGGGGACAGAGUGUGCAAAUCCACAUGAAUCUCGUUAUUUUCCAGCAAGACUACUCUUGUAUGACCAGCAACCUGGUGGAGUUGGUAUUUCAGCACAGGUACAACCACUAUUUGGAGACCUUUUAAUUGCUUCAUUGGAACUUAUUAGAUCAUGUAGCUGCUUGGGAGAUAAAGGCUGUCCAAACUGUGUGCAGAAUUUUUCUUGUUCCGAGUAUAAUGAAGUUCUGAGCAAGACUGCUGCCAUUUUAGUUCUUGAGGGUGUCAUUGAGUCGGAAAAUUUAAAGGCAACAUGAAGUGGAGAAGGAACUGAAACAUCUCCACGACCAUAGUACCAAGUGGCUGCUAGAAUGUGGUUCUGGCGUAACACUGACACAUUCAAGUGACUGGAGCUGGUGUAAAGACAUCUUGCAAUAUAGAUUACGAGGUGGAGGAUAGUAAAUCAAGAAGUUAUUAGCACCAUCAGAUAGCAAAGAUGUUGUACUCGUCAUACGCUUUUGCUAGCAGGAAAUGCAAUUAGUUCAUGGAGUAAUUGACAUCUGAAUGUACUUGGGGGGAGAUUAACAAUUUAUUCCACACAAAUAUAAUCUUGAACCUC